AACCCGUUUCUUUAAUUCGUUGUCCAGAGGGUAAUCCCUACCACUGACUGACAAGGAAACGACAAUCUCAGUAACAUAUCUAACAAGUUUCAUUCAACCUUUGCUCGGCUAAGCGAUAACCACUCCUCAUGCCAGCAGCGCUCGAGGAUCAUCAUCAUCUGGAUAAACGGGUAAAACACUUCACUGAAGGGAAAAAAGAUCGUAUUAAAGGACACUAGGAAGUGAAUUAAUUAACUCGUGUGAACUCCAGAGACACGCGGUUUUCUCGCUUUACAUACAAUAUCAUUUUGAACGUUGGCGUAUAACGUUGCCUCUGUACAAGGCUGUAGGUGAUUAAAGAAGAAGGUGUGGGAUGAGAUGCCAUCUGAAACAAGUCUUCCUCCUAGUAGCUGGUCUUUUCAUUUUGACCAGGGUCUUUAUCUACAUGCGGAGAGAAGAAUCGGGAAACCUCAAGGGGUCACUGACCUGGAUCUGGGAUAAGGAGACUUGGGUGGAAGAUCUUAAGGGCCAUUACCUGCAUUUCAACAUUUCCAUUAAAGUCCUGGCAGGAGUCUUCCAGCCGUUCAAGAAGUACCUGACGGUGGGCCUCUCGUCUGUGAAGAGGGAAAAGGGCAGUUAUCUUCAGGACACUCUUCAGUCAAUCUUCUCUGCCUCCUCAGAGGAAGAGCUGGAUCAAAUUGUUGUCGUCGUCCUUCUUGCAGACUUUGAUGUGAGCUGGAUCCAGCAAACAUUAGAGAAGAUUACAGAUGAAUUCCACACGAGGCUGUCCAAAGGUCAACUUCUGGUCAUCCACGCCAACGAAGACAACUAUCCUCCCCUCACAGGACUGAAGAGGAACUUCAAUGACGCAGCUGACCGUGUGACCUUUCGAUCAAAGCAAAAUGUGGACUACUCCUAUUUGCUCUAUUUUAGCAGUAAUCUCUCCCAAUACUAUAUCAUGCUGGAAGAUGACGUGAGCUGUUCGAAGAACUUUCUCACCAGCAUGCGGGAGCACAUCGGUUCAGUGGGCAACUCGAAGUGGGUUACAUUGGAAUUCUCCAAGUUAGGCUACAUAGGAAAACUCUAUCAAUCCAGAGAUCUGCCCAUUCUAGCCCGAUUCCUUUAUAAUUUCUACCAAGAGAUGCCCUGCGACUUUCUGCUAUCGCAUUUUCACAGAUUGUUGAUGCAGGAAAAAGUCAUUCGUUUCCGCCCAUCUCUGUUUCAGCACAUGGGCACUUACUCGUCAUUUAAGGGGACGUUCAAUCACCUAAAGGAUGAAGACUUUGUUGAAGAAGUUGCCGAUAACCCUCCAGCAGACAUUAGCACGAAUAUUGAAACCUAUCAGACCAAUACUGUUGACAAAGCUUACAGCCAAGGCUUAGAGUAUUUCUGGGGUGUAUCCCCUAUUGGUACAGAAAACUACAUUUUAGUAGUCUUUCAUGAUCCUGUUCUUAUCUCCCGUGUCCAAAUAGUAACAGGACUGGAUGGGAAAGAUGAGCUGGUCUAUGCUGAUGUAGAACUUGGAAAAACAUUGGUCAAAAAGGAGUCGGAGGUGGAGUGCUCCGGAUUUGACAAGCUAGGUUCUCUUCAGCAAGGCCAGUUUAGUGAACCGGCUGUUCAGAAACUUGUGCCGGCAGCCGUGGCAUGUUUACGAAUCCGAGUCACUGUAGCCCAAACAACCUGGGUUGUCGUACGCAAGAUCCAGGUCUGGACUGUUAAAGCUGACCAAACCAGAUGAAAUAUUUCUGCUGUGCAUUUCUCAUCAUGACUUACUAAAGGCUUGAAUCUUUAAAAUGGACACAUGCUUGGUAAUUUGUAUGUGAGGGAAUGAUGUCGUUUCAUUGCAUCAAAUAAUUUGAUAAAUAUUUUAAUGAAUGAAUGAAUUAACUAAACUGGGGCAUUAGGACCCCUGGGGCAUUAGGACCCACACAGACCACAGGGUGAGCACCCCCUGCUGGCCUCACUAACACCUCUACCGACAGCUACCUAGUUUUCCCAGCAGGUCUCCCAUCCAGGUACUGACCAGGCUUAGCCCUGCUUAGCUUCCAUGGGUAACCGGUCUUGGGCUGCAGGGUGAUAUGGCUGUGAAACAAGAUAUAUUUACUAUAUAUAAGAUAUUUUAGGAAAUUAAAUUACAUUUAGUUUUCUGUUUCCAUUAUAAAAUAUUUUGUUAAUAAUAUACAUUAAAAAAAAAAAUACAUUUUAAUAAACUUACUUAACUUAAAAUGAAGUUUUAACAAUACUUUUAUUUAAAUUAAUAAAAAAACCUCAAAACAUUCUUUGGUAAUUUUUUGCAAGAUUUCCUGAGAUGAUACAUAUCAAAUUUCAUACAAAUAGGGUUAGUGUAGUAAGGGUUAAAAAAUCAUGCACACGGGAUUCAGAUGAAAGUUUUUGUUAAUAUUUUUAAUUUUUAUUAUUAUAUUUUCUGUUUUCAUUUUAGGUAAAGGUUUAGUAAUUUUGUUGGGUGUUUUUUUUGUCAGUAUGUCUGUAUAAUUUUCUUUUUUUUUUUUUUUUAUCACAAUUUAGUUUGAUAUUUUAUUUUGGUUUAUGUUUAUUUUGUUUCAAUUAAUUAUUAUUAUUUUUUAUGGUUUAAGGUUUAGUUAACGAUAGUAACCCUAAUUUGAACUCCUAAAAAGUAUGAGGCUUCAAAUUCUUUUUAUAAAAGACAUGUCCUGGAUGUUGUGUAGUUGAGUGGCAAAAGAGGAUGCCAAGACUCAAAGAGCAUUUUACAGUCAAACAUAUUUAGAUUUACAAGUCUUGUAAAAAUAAGGAAUGAUUUGUAAUUUCCGCCCCCUAGGGGUGAUGACUUUGAAAUACAAUUCCCUAGUUCCAUCACUCUGAACACUAAUGAGGGGAGAAGUACUGAUAUUAAUUUACAUUCAGCACACACAGACAUGUUGGGUUUCCAUGUUUUAUGGCGACAUUCCAUGUGGGUGUAAUGGUUUUUAUACUGUAGUAUCUUAAAUAGUAGCUUUCUACUAUUUUAAGAUUCUCAAAAACAUUUAUUUUGUAUGAUUUUUAAGCUGUUUUCCUAAUGGGGACCAAUGAGGACUGAAAAAUGUCCCCACAAGGACAAGGAUUUUGGACAUUGCCAUCAUCGUGGGGACAUUUUGUCCACAUAACAUAGGGUAUACUGGAAACACACACACACACACACACAUUUAAAUUAACUUAAGUUUGCUCAGUAUUUGAGGAAAAGGAUAGAUUUUAUACCAACGUGUCAUGUUGUAUUGCUUUUACUGUGUUUCUGACAAUCACAUCAGCAUGUGUGCUUUACUGAUCCUCACAUGCGUGAUAUUAACGCUUGUUGAGCGCUAUAUGUUCUCUCUCCCUCAGGGACAGAUAGUGAGAAAGGGCAUCAGAGAUAACUGAACAGCUCAGCUUCACAAACUGAUAUCUUCACUCUACGAAUAUGAGUGUAAUCUCUGUCAGUUAAUCUUUUUUAUUGUUAAAUUGUAAUGUUUUUCUAAUUUUGCUAAACUGUAUACACUACUGUUAUCGAUGACAGUCAAUUAAACUAGUUUCAUGUUUCUCAUGCGCACUAUCAUCUUUUUUUCUCAUCUAGUCAAAUACUUUCAACUCAAAUCAAUUUUUCAUGUCCGUUUCUGUGCUUUAUUGUUAAGUGGCAGUGUAAUAAGCAGACUCAUUUGCAGUCUGAUGGUCGUUAUUGCAAAAUAAACCACGUCAGGAUGCUACUCCACAUUGUAUUAUGAUUGCAUCUAAUUUGAGAUAAUGACAUGCUAACUGUACUGGGAUGUCUUUAUUCAUAUGUAUAUUACUGUAUGCACUGCCAUAUCUGAAA
Onychostoma macrolepis is the source of this 3781-nucleotide messenger RNA. Its product is annotated as alpha-1,3-mannosyl-glycoprotein 4-beta-N-acetylglucosaminyltransferase C. The record is from RefSeq and is a predicted model, not a curated record. Bases 353 to 1717 code for a protein of 454 amino acids. The transcript has 4 exons. Gene Ontology annotation, biological process: protein N-linked glycosylation. NCBI's taxonomy places the organism in Eukaryota, Metazoa, Chordata, Actinopteri, Cypriniformes, Cyprinidae. Gene Ontology annotation, molecular function: acetylglucosaminyltransferase activity.